GAUCAGCACUUCUUUGAGAAACUUUCUCUUUCAUUCUUUACAUACAGAAGUACGGACUGAGCGGCUAACUUCAAAGUUGACAUUUGCCUCAGUUGAUUAAGCAGCACCACUUACUUUGACUCGAGUCUCCCUGGUUGUCAUUUGUGUCCUGGGACUAUUGUCCUGGAACCAUAGAUCUCACACUUCACUACCAUAUCACUACAAUGCCGACACCGGAUCCUCAUCAAGAGCAAUACAAGCCAGCCCUCCUCGGACUUCCUAAUGAUGUCUUCGGUAUUAUUGUGACCGAUCUUGAUCGAUCAACUCUAGCGCGCCUCAGACGGACAUGCCAAGGACUUUAUGCCUCAUCACUCCUCGAGCAGGCAGUGUAUAGGAACCCAAUCACCAUAGAGGACUGGGACGACUCAACCCUCGCUCAAUGGGAGUUUUCGUCUGCGGGUCGCUCUAGAUGGGAACAAUUCAAGGACUCUGUCAACGACAGAAACCGCAACUAUGUCCAGAGCAUGGCUGUUUCGCACUGGUCGUCAUUGGAUGACUUUACCUGGAUUGAACAGAACCUCCCACAAGUUACAACACUUGACCUCAGCGACGUCAGAGAUUUCGUGUGGAACGUCGACCCAGACAAGUAUAGGCUGGACAACAUAUGGUCUUGGACAGAACUAGCUGAAACGUGUCUAGCCUUGUUUCUGCGCACCACCCAUCUCAAGCUCUUCGACUGGACAGACUUCAACGUACAUGAGAAAAUUCGAUAUCGGUAUUCUAGUAAAUGCGUCCCAGCGGGCUCGCCAUUCCGGCUGAGCCGCAGGGAAUCUCCUCAAGGGAUUCACACCGGUUCCGUUGCUGAUAUUCUGAACAAAAUCUGUCCUCGUCUAGAGAGACUGUCACUAACUUGUGCUUCAUCGCCAUCUGAAUGGGGUCAAGAUUCGGUGCACGAUUAUAUCUGCACCCUAGUCGACCCAAUCAUUAAACAUGCGCCUAGCACUUUGAAGCAUAUCCAGCUUCGUAACGUAUCAGCACCCCUCCGAACACUGAUCUCUCGACUUGCCCAAGGCUUGGCGACCACCGAAUCCCUCUCGAUCACCGUUGGUCUUGGAAAUUGGAUGCAAUGGAGUUGCGAGAGAAUGAAACAGGGUGUGUAUUCUCCGUUGACAAGGCAACCACGGUCUGGUGCCGUAGUCUUCCGUCAGUAUCCUAUCGAGAACUGUGACCGUGACCAUGAAAGCGAAGCUCGGCGCAUCGUAGACGAGUCAACCAAAAGUUUUGGUGACUUCCUCCGACAUAUGGCUUUGGUUCGCGAGGAAGACCCAAAGGUGCUGAUAGGCUCACACGAUAGACUUGAUGACUUGGCCGUGUGCCCGAUCAAUCUGGUGGAUGCCUUCGAGCCGAGCUUGGGUGAGGCCGAUGUUUUCGAGGAUGCCAAAGCUCUCGAAAGCAUUCACUGGUUGAGAGAGCGCAUGGGCUGGCGGCCGACAUUCUCCUGGGAUACGUUCAUGGAAGAUGGAUUUCCGCACGCUGAGCGAUGGAAAUUAUAUCCUGUGCAAUCCAGGACAUUCGCAGACGACAUCAUGGAUAAGGUGGCUUACUUGUUCCAGAACCUCCGAAAACAUGGAGUUCCGGUGAGUCUCAGGAUAGGAUACGACUACCAAGGAGGUCAGGGACCGUAUGUAAAGUCAGAAUUCUUCAGGCCGAUGCAGGCAUCGUCAGCAUGGAAUCGCAAGGAUUCUGGUUCUAAGCUGUGGCGCCAAUGCGAGGCCCGUUUCGGACUAUCACACAUUGCCGAUAUGGUCGACGAGCUCACGAUCGGAUACCAGUUUAACACCCCCGGCUUCAUGCAAGCACACCGCCGGCGCGUGCCCUUGGACCCGCGAGAGCUCAACGUGCUGACGCGCGAGAGUGACGGAUGGCGCAAGUUCUGGGCCCGCUACGCAACACGACUCCGCAACCUCAAAAAGCUGCGCGUCGUCAUCCCGCGCAUCAUCUUCGAAGACUGGGCCAUGAGCCCGGCCCUCCAGGCCCUGUUCGCGGACGACUCCUGGGACAUGCUCGACCUCGACCACGAAGUCAGAUCGCUCGGCACGCGCGCCGUAUUCGUCAAACGGAUCUUCUUCCGCCGCGGUCCGUACGGCGCCGAACCGCCUCCGCUCGACCUGCCGAACCUGAUCCCGUCCACAAACGCCCAUGUCCCCAUGAUCAACGAGACUCGCGGCUUCUACGACGACAUAGAGCUCUGCGACGUCGAUCCCGGCGCCGCUUUCUACGACAGAUUCUUCAAGCGCAGCGAGCGCUCGUCGUCGUCGUCGUCGAAAAAGAAGCGCAAGAGAGCGGCUACGCCUGUUACUGGGAACGGCGAGCCGAGUCUGAGCGAGGAGGAGAGGGCGGCCCGGAAGGCGAGGAAGGAGCUGAGUGAGUCUCGUAUCAAAUAUAUGGACUCCGUGCGUAAGAUGGCAGACGCGGACGCCAACGUGCCGUCUUAAAACAUGCUGCUUGCCUGCUUGUGUAUGUGUAUGAUGCCGCCGACUUGAUUUUGUUUUCGAAAAUUAGACACUCUUUUUGCUAUGACGUUAUACAUAGAUUUUAUAUAGAUUUCAGUAGAGGAUUCCAGUCUCCUCGAUCAUACUACUCUCUACUCCCU
Messenger RNA from Pseudovirgaria hyperparasitica, 2632 nucleotides. RefSeq lists its product as uncharacterized. The record is from RefSeq and is a predicted model, not a curated record. The coding region runs from base 204 to 2474 and encodes 756 amino acids. NCBI's taxonomy places the organism in Eukaryota, Fungi, Ascomycota, Dothideomycetes, Acrospermales, Acrospermaceae. The transcript has 2 exons.